This is a messenger RNA of Ilex paraguariensis (yerba mate), 831 nucleotides long. NCBI's taxonomy places the organism in Eukaryota, Viridiplantae, Streptophyta, Magnoliopsida, Aquifoliales, Aquifoliaceae. The record is from the annotation of a GenBank genome assembly.
AUGCUCUCUGCCUCCACAGAGCUCUGGCAUGGUCAUGGUACUAGCUUUUCUAAUGGUGGCAUAAAAGCUGCUGAAAAAUCCGGGAAGCUCUAUUUUAGUGGAUAUGUUUCUCAUACAGCAGAAAUACAGGCUAGACGGUGUUCUCCUUUUCUAGAAAGUGAAUUGCUUUCCGGGAACGAUGUCAUGCCGUCUGCUGAAUGGAAAGCUGUUCCUGACAUUUGGAGGUCUUCAGCAGAAAAAUAUGGUGAUCGGGUAGCAUUGGUGGACCUGUAUCAUGACCCUCCUACGAAGAUGACAUAUAAAGAGCUCGAGCAGGAGAUUUUGGACUUCUCGGAAGGCUUAAGAGUUAUUGGAGUAAAGCCAGAUGAAAAACUUGCACUUUUUGCUGAUAAUUCGUGCCGAUGGCUAGUUGCAGAUCAAGGUAUGAUGGCUACUGGAGCGAUUAAUGUGGUAAGGGGGUCGAGGUCAUCUGUUGAAGAGCUGUGGCAAAUAUACAACCACUCUGAAAGUGUUGCAUUUGCUGUGGACAAUCCUGAAUUGUGCAACCGGAUUGCAGAAUCAUUCCUCUCCCGAGCAGUUAUACGGUUUAUCAUCCUACUUUGGGGGGAGAAAUCAUGCCUGUCAAGUGAAGCAGUGAAGGGAUUGUCUGUUUAUAAUUAUAAGGAGGUCUUAGAUUUGGGUCGUGAGAGUCGUAUGGUUUUGGUUGAUUCUCAAGAUGCUAGGCAACGAUACAUGUGCGAAGCCAUCAACUCUGAUGAUGUUGCUACACUCGUGUACACAAGUGGAACCACUGGCAAUCCAAAAGGAAAGGGAAGUGGGGUGAAGGAGUGA